Molecule: messenger RNA, 1817 nt
Organism: Ylistrum balloti
Lineage: Eukaryota; Metazoa; Mollusca; Bivalvia; Pectinida; Pectinidae
Product: ragulator complex protein LAMTOR3-B-like
Exons: 6
Coding region: 14-388 (124 amino acids)
Biological process (GO): positive regulation of TOR signaling; cellular response to amino acid stimulus
Cellular component (GO): Ragulator complex
Source: RefSeq, a predicted model, not a curated record
GUCCUCAGUAAGAAUGGCGGAAGAAAUAAAAACACACCUGUCCAAAUUGAUGAAAACCGUUACAGGCCUUUAUGCUAUCUUAGUAACAGACAGAGAUGGUGUUCCAGUUGUCAAGGUGUCAUCAGAGCAGGCCCCAGAAUUGGCAUUACGACAAGACUUUCUUUGUACAUUCAGUGCAGGAACAGAGCAAGCCAACAAAAUAGGGUUUAAGAAGAAUAAUGCUGUUGUCUGCAUGUACCAAAACUAUCAGGUGGUACAAGUAAACUGUCGUCCUCUGACUGUGACAUACAUUGCAGAGAGUGAUACAAAUACAGGGUUGCUGUUGAGUUUAAAAGAAGAUAUGAAAGACAUUUUAAAUGACAUUUCAUCGGUUGUCAUCACGUCAUAAAGGGAAAUGUCAAGUACAAGAUAUAGUGUAUCCUAAGUUAUUCUGGAAAAGAAAUAUUGAGAAACCUGCCAUGCUGGAGAGAGAGCCUGGACUUUGUUUUUGACAUUUAAGUGAUUACACAAAAAUUGAACAUGUUAUUUUGCACACAGAAAAAGAAACCAAAAAAAAAAAAAACCCAAAAAACUGGUGUGAAAGGAAAGCAUGUUCAUAUUUGUGUAUUGAUCCUGUAAUGAGUGAGAGUUUCUGCAAUGAUAGUUAUGAAAUUGAGUGGAAUAUUUAUGAAAGUGAAGUGCCAAUGAAGUAACAAAUAUUCUGGAUGAAUUUGUGGUAUUAAUGUUACAAGAGGAUUGUAUACAACACACAAUAUACAAAGAAUUGUUCAUCUAUUAAUUUUGUUAUUUUGGUUUUAGUUAAGCUGAUAUGUUUUGAAUUUGUAACAUUUCAGAUUUCCCAAACUCCUGAAAGUUAACUUAAGAUGAAAAAUAUCAAAUGUCUUGUAUGAAUUUCAUCAUUUCACUUCAGUUAAAUAAAGCUUUGUGCAAGAUUGAUAUAAUAUUAAAGGAUGGUGUGUGAGUGGUAUCAGAGAAAGAGAGAUCAGGGAUAUUGUGCGAUGUCUAAAAACAGCUACAAGAUUUUAUGAAAUAAUCUAUCAGAUCAGAUACACAAGAUCCUUUUCUUGCACCUUUUCUGUUGAGUGUCUGUCAGUUAUCAUUUUCUGACAAAGACUUCUUUUUAAUAUAUCCAGAAUUACAUAGAGAUCUCACAUAGGAUGAGGAAUGAUCCUCAAUUAUAAUGAUUAAGUUCUUACAAUGAACUAAAACAGUUGACAGAUCUUAUUUAUGUAUCGAAAUGUGUAGGUUGUACCAAAUACAAAAGAUGUUAUCAACAAACCUAAGUUAACAAAACAAGCUUUUGCAUAUGUAUGUUCCUUGUGCAAAAUAUAUUGAGAAAGAAUAAUGAAAAAUAAAAACUUGGAGUCGAAUUUUCAUACAUGAUUCAGACAUUUCUGUUUCUUUGAUUUGUAUACAAAUUAUCUAUUAUACCUAGUGCAAAACAUGUAUUUAAUGCAAAAGAUUACUUCGUGUGAAAGAAAGUAUUUUAGUAUGUGGUAGAAAAUGGAUACCUGCAUUUAUGUUAUGGAAAAGCCUGUUGCUGUAUAUAAUGUUGAUGAAGCAAUAGAAUAAUAAAAAGAUUUACAUUAAUAAAUGUGAAGAUUUUACACACACCAGCUGUCAAACUAAUUAUUCCUCAACUUAUGGUUCUUCUCUGGAUAUGGAAAUAGUUUCGGCACUGAAGCUGAGCUAAAGGCAGUAAACACUUUGACUGGCUUUCUCUUCAGAAUCACUCUGAUUUUCUCACACAUAAUGUUGUUCAGUUGUAAUAAUUUGAAACCUUUGUGAUGAAAUGGAUAUAAAGUGUGGAUACUUAA